AGCGCGCAGCUGCCCAGCAGAAAGCGUAGCCCAGCAAUCUCUCCGGUAUGCCUGUCCGCGUCGGAUGAUUGGCUGAACGUGUCGACCGCACUGCGCAGCCGCAGAAGGAGGAAGGUGUUCGUCGCGUAGUGGCAACGAACGCGCGGGGUUGGAGUUGAGCUGAGGAGGAGGACGAUGGAUGAGCUCCAGUCUGCCGAGGAGACUGCAUUUGUUGUGGACGAAGUAAGCAACAUUAUAAAAGAGGCCAUAGAAGGGACAAUAGGUGGCAAUGCAUAUCUGCACAGCAAAGUGAACCAAUGGACUACAACUGUUGUAGAGCAGAUUUUAAGUCAGUUGACAAAACUGGGGAAACCAUUCAAAUAUGUUGUGACCUGUGUGAUUAUGCAAAAAAAUGGUGCUGGACUUCACACUGCAAACUCUUGUUUCUGGGACAAUACUGCUGAUGGAGCCUGCACGGUGAGAUGGGAGAACAAGACUAUGUACUGUAUUGUCAGUGCCUUUGGACUUGCAAUAUAAUUGCCUUGAAAUUCUUCAGACCUUGUCAUUGCUUUAAGUCCACUAAAACUGUGAAUUCAGUGAAUAACUAAGAAUUUCUUAUUCCUUCUGAUGAAAAAACAGGAGAGAAAUUUCAGUGCUGUUAUGUAAACUUUAUUCCUUGUUCACAUCCAAAUUCUGUCUUAACACUUUAAGGACUCUUUCUCAAGGUGCUAAAACCUGAAACUUGCUGCAGUUCUAUAGCUUUACUCCAGCCUGUGUGGAUAAGACUGAUUUUCACUCUAGUUUCGUUUGUUAUUAAAUUAUUGAAGCUCUGAAUAUGUGUAUGUGCAUUUCUAAAACUUGCAGAUGUAGAAAUGAGGAUAAUGUCAUGAUCUCAGCCGGUGGAAACAAAUGUCUGACCUUGGCUAGUCUUGGAAGCUAAGCAGACUCAGGCCAGGUUAGUAUUCGGAGUCCUCCAGGGAAGUCCAUAUGAUUUUAAAAAUAUCCCAUCUUUUUCAAAAAAAAAAUGCUACCAGUGUGUCCAUAUGAAUCAGGAACUGAGUUUAAUUUGAAGGUAUCUUUACCCUCCUAGCUUUUAACAGUCUGGUACUAUUAAUGUUGAGAUUCUGAAAGAGUAUCAAUUAUUUCUAAUCUCAUUAGCUUCCUGGGUAUUUUGUUUUGACUGCAAUUCCCCUUUACAGCAUGGGACAAAUCAAAGAAAGACUAAUUGACAUUGAUACAGAAGUUCAGUAUAAAAUUUUAUUAUGAACAGAUUGAAUUUCAUGAUUUUUGUUAUGCACUAUCUCUAGUAUUUACUGAAAAGCUUUUAUAUUACAUUGAAUGGUUAUUUUUAUGCUGUGGGAAAAUUCUGUCUCAUGUUCCAAAACUCAUAAUAAUUACAAACAGCAGAUUCCCUGAAGCACGGAGAUUACACAUUACAAUAAACCAUGCAUAUCCCUUCCCCAAGCAAAACUAAAUUUACAAAUGUACUCAUUAACAUAAACAUCCAUUUUGAAAAAGCACAACCA
Python bivittatus (Burmese python) is the source of this 1505-nucleotide messenger RNA. RefSeq names its product dynein light chain Tctex-type 1 (gene DYNLT1). Gene Ontology annotation, biological process: microtubule-based movement. Gene Ontology annotation, cellular component: cytoplasm; cytoplasmic dynein complex. NCBI's taxonomy places the organism in Eukaryota, Metazoa, Chordata, Lepidosauria, Squamata, Pythonidae. The record is from RefSeq and is a predicted model, not a curated record. Gene Ontology annotation, molecular function: dynein intermediate chain binding.